Messenger RNA from Sesamum indicum (sesame), 2086 nucleotides. It is a transcript of the gene OVA1, whose product is annotated as methionyl-tRNA synthetase / methionine-tRNA ligase / MetRS (cpMetRS). Gene Ontology annotation, biological process: methionyl-tRNA aminoacylation. The record is from RefSeq and is a predicted model, not a curated record. Gene Ontology annotation, molecular function: methionine-tRNA ligase activity; ATP binding. NCBI's taxonomy places the organism in Eukaryota, Viridiplantae, Streptophyta, Magnoliopsida, Lamiales, Pedaliaceae. Gene Ontology annotation, cellular component: mitochondrion; chloroplast stroma.
CUUUUCAUUUCUCCCUUGCUUGCAGCUGGCGCCUCCCAACAAUUCACUAUCCAAACAAACAUCAAUGGCUUGUAGAGUCCAAUACUCGAUACAGAACGGCCUCCGCCUCUUCUCGUCAUCAUCCCCCAACUUCCACACUUCUGUAAAAUGCCAAAGAACAGGUUUAAGAAAUUCAAAGUUUUUUCUUUCUAAAGGAAGCCUCAACUGCACUUGCAGGGCUUCAUAUGCUACGAAUGCCGCGGACCCUUUUGUGCUGACCACUCCGCUUUACUACGUCAAUGCCCCACCGCAUAUGGGCAGCGCCUACACCACCAUUGCAGCUGAUGCCAUAGCCCGUUUUCAGAGGCUUCUGGGGAAAGAGGUUAUAUUUAUAACAGGGACAGACGAGCAUGGGGAGAAGAUUGCUAGUGCUGCAGCUGCCAAUGGUUCCAGUCCUAGUGAACAUUGUGAUAUCAUUUCUGAAGGUUACAGGGCUCUCUGGAAAGAGUUAGACAUAUCGUAUGACAAGUUCAUUCGCACGACUGAUCCCAAUCAUGAAGCCAUUGUCAAGGAAUUUUACUCUAAGGUUCUUGCCAAAGGUGAUAUUUACCGUGCUGACUAUGAGGGACUAUAUUGUGUGAAUUGUGAGGAAUAUAAGGAUGAGAAGGAAUUGUUGGACAACAAUUGUUGCCCAGUGCACCUGAAGCCAUGUCUGCUCAGGAAGGAAGACAAUUAUUUCUUUGCGCUAUCAAAGUAUCAAAAGCAAUUAGAAGAGAUUUUGAUAGAGAAUCCGGAUUUCGUGCAUCCUUCUUUUCGCUUGAAUGAGGUGCAAGGCUGGGUCAAAAGUGGCCUGAGAGAUUUCUCCAUUUCUCGAGCAUCAGUGAGCUGGGGCAUUCCAGUGCCUAAUGAUACUAAGCAAACUAUAUACGUAUGGUUUGAUGCUUUAUUGGGUUACAUAUCUGCUCUCUUGGAGGAUAACAAACAGCCCAGCUUACAGACUGCCAUUUCCUCUGGUUGGCCUGCAUCACUGCACUUGAUUGGGAAGGACAUAUUACGGUUUCAUGCAGUUUAUUGGCCAGCAAUGUUGAUGUCAGCUGGGAUAAGCCUUCCAAAGAAGGUCUUUGGUCAUGGAUUCUUGACAAAGGAUGGCAUGAAAAUGGGGAAGUCGCUGGGAAAUACCCUUGAACCUACUGAACUGGUCCACAGAUUUGGACCUGAUGCAGUCAGGUAUUUCUUCCUUAAGGAGGUGGAGUUUGGUGGUGAUGGGGACUACUCAGAGGACCGCUUCAUCAAUAUUAUUAAUGCAAAUCUUGCUAAUACUAUUGGUAAUCUUCUUAAUCGUACUCUUGGACUUUUGAGAAAGAAUUGCCAAUCAACUAUUAUGGUUGAUUCAGCAAUUGCAGCAGAAGGAAAUGCAUUCAAGGAUAUUGUUGGGAACCUGGUUGACAAAGCCAGGCAGCACUAUGAGAACCUUGAACUGUCAUCAGCUUGUGAGGCUGUGCUAGAGAUUGGUAAUGCAGGGAAUGUAUAUAUUGAUGAAAAAGCACCAUGGUCUCUUUUUAAGCAAGGGGAGUCUGGUUUUGAAACUGCAUCAAAGGACUUAGUGAUUGUGUUGGAAGCAAUAAGAAUUGUAGCAAUUGCCUUAUCUCCAAUCACGCCAAGUUUAUCUUUGAGAAUAUACACCCAGCUCGGCUACUCCGAGGACCAGUUCAAUGCUGUCUCCUGGAGUGAAACCAGGUGGGGUGGGCUAAAGCCCGGGCACAUCACUGCUCAGCCAAAACCUGUUUUCGCUAGAAUUGAGCUUGAAACUGACUUAAACAAUGCCACUUCAGAAACUAAGAAAGCCAGUAAGAAAAAGGAGAGGCAGAAGACGGAGAAGGUAGUCGAAGCCUAAGAAUUCUGUUGUCCUCAGGAUAGGCUUAAAAAAUCUAACACACUUCUUGUAAAAAGUUAAACUGUGAAUGUGUUACAUGGUUCAAUCUUUAUAUGCUUCUUGAGCAACGUUCAAUUCAUCUGAUGUUGAGCAAAUUUUGUUAUAACUACAUUACUGUCCAAGCUUUGGAGAAAGCUAAAACUGUAAGGAAUAAGAAAUGACGUGUUGAUGAUA